AAGGAACUAAAACGAACAGUGCCAGCAGGACUUGGCCUUUCCGAAACUCGAAUCACACAUGUAUUUGAUGGCAGUAAAGAAGGAAUCAUCGAAGCCACACCUUAUCAGGGUUCCUUCUCCACACCCAGGUCUCCAGUAAUUUCCCCUAGCAGCACAGCAGCUAGCAGACUGGCUGGACAAGGAGAUGAUUUAAUUGCUCCGUCAGGUGAUAUACAAAGAGCAGAACAGAGAAGUGGCCCUGUUGUCCUUUCAGAGGAACCAAGAAGUACAGCUAUUGAAAAAUUUGAGCUUGUAAGAAGAUGGAGUUUGAACACCUACAAGUGUACACGCCAGAUCAUCUCCGAGAGGCUAGGUCGUGGCUCAAGAACUGUAGAUCUGGAACUAGAAGCACAAAUAGAAAUCCUGAGAGACAAUAAAAAGAAGUAUGAAUAUGUACUGAAACUGGCACAGACGCUCUCCUCACAGCUUUAUCAGAUGGUGCAGACCCAGAGGCAGCUAGGAGAUGCCUUCGCUGACCUUAGUUUAAAGUCUCUGGAGUUGCACGAAGAAUUUGGAUACAAUGCAGAUACUCAGAAGCUCCUUGCCAAGAAUGGAGAAACACUACUUGGGGCCAUCAAUUUUUUUAUUUCAAGUGUAAAUACACUAGUGAACAAGACAAUUGAGGACACACUGAUUACUGUGAAGCAGUAUGAAACAGCCAGGUAA
Molecule: messenger RNA, 705 nt
Organism: Staurois parvus
Lineage: Eukaryota; Metazoa; Chordata; Amphibia; Anura; Ranidae
Source: the annotation of a GenBank genome assembly